UAAGUCGUAAAAUACAUUGACACAUCACUGUCGAUGUAAGUCUUCCCUCUCUCUAAACUUAGUCCACAGUGUCCCCUCCUAUUUUCUUUGGUUUUCUCAUUUCUGGGGUUUAAGGGCUUGUGAAGACUGAAGCUUUGCUUUGCUUUUCUGGAGCAAAAAUGAAGACUCUCUCCCUUUAUGAUAUCGUUCUCCUUCUUCUUCUUCGUCUUCUUCCUCUUUUAGUAGCUUCUGCUUCUGUUGAUAAAGAGGCUUUCAUUGGUGUAAACGUUGGUACGGACCUCUCAGACAUGCCUAGUCCAACUCAGGUGGUGGCCCUCCUCAAAGCACAGCAGAUUCGACAUGUCCGGCUAUUUGAUGCUGACCGAGCUAUGCUGCUGGCACUUGCUAAUACUGGAAUCCGUGUAACCGUUUCUGUACCAAAUGAUCAGCUUUUAGGGAUAGGCCAGUCCAAUGCCACUGCUGCCAACUGGGUUUCUCGGAAUAUUCUUUCUCAUGUUCCAGCCACCAAAAUCACUGCCAUAGCUAUUGGAUCUGAAGUUCUCACAACUCUUCCUAAUGCUGCUCCUAUCUUGGUGUCUGCAAUGCAGUUUAUUCACUCUGCUCUUGUUGCUACAAAUCUUGCUUCCCAAAUCAAAGUCUCCACUCCACAUUCCUCUUCUAUCAUCCUAGAUUCUUUUCCACCUUCACAAGCUUUCUUUAAUCGAUCUUGGGAUCCAGUUGUGAUUCCCAUGCUCAAAUUUUUGCAGUCCACUGAGUCAUAUCUCAUGCUCAAUGUUUAUCCUUAUUAUGUUUAUAAGCAAUCCAAUGGUGCAAUCCCAUUGGACUAUGCUCUUUUUCGUCCCCUCCCACCUAACAAGGAAGCCGUCGAUUCAAAUACACUCCUACACUACACUAAUGUUUUUGAUGCUGUUGUCGAUGCAGCAUAUUUUGCUAUGUCCUACUUGAACUUUACUAAUAUUCCAAUUACAGUGACCGAAUCAGGUUGGCCUUCCAAGGGUGACUCAGAUGCUACUCUUGACAAUGCUAACACUUAUAAUAGCAACUUAAUCAAGCAUGUGCUUAACAACACUGGGACUCCUAAACACCCUGGGAUUGCAGUCAGCACUUACAUUUAUGAGCUUUACAAUGAAGAUCUAAGACAAGGCUCUACUUCAGAAAAGAAUUGGGGACUCUUCUAUCCCAGUGGAGCACCAGUCUAUAUCCUACACUUGACAGGAUCUGGGACUGUGUUGGCAAAUGACACUACAAACCAAACUUACUGCGUCGCAAGGGAAAAUGCAGAUAAAAAGAUGGUGCAAGCUGCUUUGGAUUGGGCUUGUGGACCUGGCAAAGUGGAUUGCAAUCCUUUGUUACAAGGGAACCCUUGUUAUGAACCCGAUAGUGUCUUUGCACAUGCAUCAUAUGCUUUUGAUGCAUAUUAUCACAAGAUGGGAAUGGCAGAUGGAACAUGCAACUUCAAUGGGGUGGCUACAGUAACUACAUCAGAUCCAAGUCAUGGUUCUUGUAUAUUUCCAGGAAGUGGAGGGAAAAAUGGCACCGUCACAAAUGGAACCACUCUUGCUCCAUCAUCAAACUCAACAUCGUCUGGCUGUCAUUUACAAUAUACCCGUGAAAAUCAAGCUUUUUUGAGCUCUUUAAUUGUUGGUUUGAUACUCUGCUCUGCAGCUUUCUGGUGAAAUGAUGUGGAUUACACUUGCAUAGCUAAUGUGCAAGCAAGUUUUUUACAGCACCAAUUUGGUUUCACUUUCUCUGUAACUUAUCCCUAUUUUGUUCCUCCAAGUAGGAUUAAGGGGUGGCAUGAUCUUUUAAAACCUAUGCGGCAAGUCGCAUUGAGUUGAGAGUGCUCUCAAUUGGUUUGUACGUAGGAUCAAGGUGAAGGAGUUUGUGGUAAGUGCUGUAAUUAUCCUCAGGGUAUUCAUUCUUUUCUUCCUAAAGCUGAUGUUCCAUUGUCUUGAAAUGAUAUUCACUAUGCUUUUGCACAGAUGGGAUACUCUCAUUUGAUUUAUAUACAGGCAAGUUGUUUUUC
Lycium ferocissimum is the source of this 2026-nucleotide messenger RNA. Its product is annotated as glucan endo-1,3-beta-glucosidase 3-like. Gene Ontology annotation, cellular component: plasma membrane. Gene Ontology annotation, molecular function: hydrolase activity, hydrolyzing O-glycosyl compounds. Lineage: Eukaryota; Viridiplantae; Streptophyta; Magnoliopsida; Solanales; Solanaceae. The coding region runs from base 159 to 1676 and encodes 505 amino acids. Gene Ontology annotation, biological process: carbohydrate metabolic process. The record is from RefSeq and is a predicted model, not a curated record. The transcript has 4 exons.